Molecule: messenger RNA, 1533 nt
Organism: Triticum urartu
Lineage: Eukaryota; Viridiplantae; Streptophyta; Magnoliopsida; Poales; Poaceae
Product: putative aldo-keto reductase 1
Cellular component (GO): cytoplasm
Source: RefSeq, a predicted model, not a curated record
AUGCCCAUGCGCAAGGGCCUCGCCUCCGCGACCCUCCUCAUCCCAUGGAUGAUAUGGAAGCACCGCAACGACUGCGUCUUCAACAGAGGCCAGCCCUCGACGUCCGACCUGCUCACGAAGAUCAAAGACGAGGCUGACAGGGGGGAACCCCCCCUGCCACUGGUUCCUCGCGUCAGGCUCGGCGCCCAGGGCCUGGAGGUGUCUAAGCUUGGGUUCGGUUGCAUGGGCCUGACGGGCUCCUACAGCGCCCCGCUCAGCGACGCCGCCGGCGCCGCCGUAGUGGCCCACGCCUUCCGCCGCGGCGUCACCUUCUUCGACACCUCCGACUUCUACGGCCCCCACACCAACGAGACGCUCCUCGGCAAGGCGCUGAAGCAGCUGCCGAGGGAGCAGGUGCAGGUGGCCACCAAGUUCGGGAUCCAGCAGUACGCGUACGACGAGGGCAGGGGCGCCGUGUGCGGCCGGCCGGAGUACGUGCGCGCCUGCUGCGAGGCCAGCCUGCGCCGCCUCGGCGUCGACUACAUCGACCUCUACUACCAGCACCGGGUCGACACCGCCACCCCCAUCGAGGACACGAUCGGGGAGCUCAAGAAGCUGGUGGAGGAGGGGAAGGUCAGGUACAUUGGGCUGUCGGAGGCGAGCCCCGACACCAUCAGGCGUGCUCACGCCGUGCACCCGGUCUCCGCGGUGCAGAUGGAGUGGUCUCUCUGGGCUCGUGACAUCGAGCCCGAGAUUGUGCCGCUCUGCAGGGAACUGGGGAUUGGAAUUGUUCCUUACAGCCCGAUCGGCCGCGGGUUCUUCGGCGGAAGAGGAGUCACGGAGCAAGUGUCUGAUGAAUCCAAUCUGAAAAGGCACCCACGGUUUUCAGCAGAAAACCUGGAGAAGAACAAGCAUCUCUAUCUGAAAAUGGAAGAACUAGCCAGGAAGCACCAGUGCAGCCCUGCUCAGCUAGCUUUAGCUUGGGUGCUGCAUCAAGGAGAUGAUGUGGUUCCCAUACCAGGGACAACAAAGAUCAAGAACCUGGACUCCAACAUUGACUCCUUAAAGAUAAAGCUCACCGAAGAUGACCUGAAAGAAAUUAGCAGCCAGAUACGUGAAGAAGAUGUGGCCGGUGGAAGGAGUUAUACUUCCUUGGCGCAUACCAACUGGAACCAUGCAGACACACCAAAGAAGUAAAACUACAAAAAACGGUGAUAUGUGAGAAUAAAACAGCCAUGCCAUCUACUCCCUAUCUGUUAUCAUGCUAAAUGGUGCUGCCUGUACCAUGUGAAUCUUCCGUGUUAAAUAAUGUACUGCAAAUAAGAACAUGAGAGAAUUCCUUAUUUGGCCCAUUCUUAAAAUCCGCUUCCCUUUUUGGCCCUAACAAAAAGUUUCUUCCCUUUUUGACAUCUAAACUUCAUUUUGUUCCCUCAAUGGCAUUUUCGAUAGUUUUGGCCACUAACACCGUCAAGUGCAACCUAAAAAGUCCUUUUUACCCCUGCUUUAGCUCGCUCGUAAAAAGGAAGAAAACGCUCCCCUGUUCCCCACAUACUA